AUGGAUUUCAACAACUACACAAAUAUGUUUCUGUUCUUCAUUUUGAGCAUGCUAUGUUUUGAUUUUAUAGAUGUCAGUGUUGCCAUAGACACUAUUACAUCAACUCAGUUUAUCAAGGAUCCUGAAACUCUAAGCUCCAAGAGUGGUAAAUUCAUCUUAGGCUUCUUCAGCCCUGAAAAUUCUACGAAUCGUUAUGUCGGAAUUUGGUGGCAGCCACAGUUCACAGUUGUAUCGGUGCUUAACAGAGACCAACCUCUCGAAGAUUCUUCUGGUGUUGUUAAAAUAUCUGAUGAUGGUAAUGAUCUUGUGGUACUGAAUGGAAAGAAAGAGGUGAUUUGGACAUCAAAUGUGCCGAAUACCGCAGCCAAUUCAAGUUCUAAACUUUUGGAUACAGGCAACCUUGUACUAGUUGAAGGCGCAACAGGAAAAACUACAUGGGAGAGUUUCAAACAUCCUUCAAAUGUAAUAUUGCCAAACAUGAAAGUUACAGGCAACAAAAUAACAGGUGAGAAAGUAAAACUCACAUCAUGGAAAACACCAUUUGAUCCAUCUAUUGGAAGCUUCACUUUAAGUGUUGAAAGACUUCUUAUACCUGAAGUUUUCAUUUGGAAUGAAACUCGGCCAUAUUGGCGCACCGGUCCUUGGAAUGGUAAGAUUUUUACAGGGGUUCGUCAUAUGAAAACUCAUUAUCUCAGUGGUAUACGUGUUACAGAUGAUGGAGAAGGAAAUGUUUCGUUCUUUGAAAUAACGACGGAUACAGUUGGUCUCCUAAUCUAUACACUGACUUCAGAAGGAAAUUGUGAACAGAAGCAGUCGGAUGAUAAGAAGAAAGAAUAUACCUUCUUGAUUAUAGAUUAUAGUUUAUAG
Molecule: messenger RNA, 867 nt
Organism: Trifolium pratense (red clover)
Lineage: Eukaryota; Viridiplantae; Streptophyta; Magnoliopsida; Fabales; Fabaceae
Product: G-type lectin S-receptor-like serine/threonine-protein kinase SD1-13
Exons: 1
Coding region: 1-867 (288 amino acids)
Biological process (GO): recognition of pollen
Source: RefSeq, a predicted model, not a curated record